Messenger RNA from Gambusia affinis (western mosquitofish), 2666 nucleotides. Its product is annotated as potassium voltage-gated channel subfamily A member 1-like. Bases 203 to 1768 code for a protein of 521 amino acids. Gene Ontology annotation, biological process: potassium ion transmembrane transport; protein homooligomerization. Gene Ontology annotation, cellular component: membrane; voltage-gated potassium channel complex. NCBI's taxonomy places the organism in Eukaryota, Metazoa, Chordata, Actinopteri, Cyprinodontiformes, Poeciliidae. The record is from RefSeq and is a predicted model, not a curated record. The transcript has 3 exons. Gene Ontology annotation, molecular function: delayed rectifier potassium channel activity; protein binding.
GGCCAAAGGAAGGAUUCUGUUUGUGUCACACACAUAAUGGCAGGCGAAAAGACAGACUACCUGGUGAGCAGCAGGAGGCGAACAAUGUGAAUCCUCCUCCUCCAGUUGGUGUCUUUCGGCAGCUCGCUUUCCAAAUAAGUCCGCCUUCAGGUCCAGUUGUUCUACAAAGUCUCAGGUGGGAGGUUAAUCUGAUCUCUGAGGGAUGGAUAGUGGAGAUCCAGAGGCAUUCGAAGAAGGAGACAGAGGAAGUGAGGAGAACACGGAAAAGGACAAACAUCUGAAGAACCAACUCAACACCGAGGAGAAGGGACAGAAGGAGAACAAAGGGGAUGAGAACGAGAAGAAGAAAGAGCGGCGGCGUUCCGGGGCUCUGUGGAGGAGCGGAUGGGCUCUGAGUGAAAGACUGGCCAUCAACGUUUCAGGAAUGCGCUACGAAACCCAGCUUCGCACCUUAGCCCAGUUCCCCAACUCCAUGCUUGGGGAUCCCAGGCGGAGAGCCCGGUACUUUGACCCGCUUCGCAACGAGCUCUUCCUGGACCGUAACCGCGCCUGCUUCGAUGCCAUCCUGUACUUCUACCAGUCCGGGGGGCGGCUCCGCAGGCCCGCCAACAUCCCCCUGGACAUCUUCAUGGACGAGCUGAUGUUUUACGAGCUCGGAGAGGACAUCGUGAACCGCUUCAAGGAGGACGAGGGUUUCCCUAAAGAGGAAGAGCGGCCCCUGCCGUCCAAUGAGGUCCAGCGAAAACUGUGGAUGUUGUUUGAGCACCCUGAAUCCUCGUCUGGGGCCCGUAUUAUUGCCAUCAUCAGUGUGAUGGUGAUAGUGCUGUCCAUUCUCAUCUUCUGCCUGGAAACGCUGCCUGACUUCAAGAAAGAGGAACACCACUCCCAUGGUAGGAACUCUUCAGAGAACAUGCCUCCUCCUCCAAGCAUUUUCAGCGACCCCUUCUUCAUAGUGGAAACUUUGUGCAUAUGCUGGUUUUCUUUUGAGCUCAUCAUGCGAUUUUCAAGCGCUCCUAGCAAGAUCCACUUCUUUAAGGAUGUCAUGAACAUCAUUGAUUUCAGCGCCAUCCUUCCUUACUUUGUCACCCUGGGAACAGAGCUGGCCAAAGACGAUGACUCGUCUCCGACCACAUCCUUGGCCAUCAUCAGAGUCAUCCGGUUGGUGAGGGUCUUCAGAAUUUUCAAGCUGUCUCGGCAUUCCAAGGGCCUUCAGAUCCUCGGUCAGACGCUACGGGCAAGCAUGCGUGAGCUCGGCCUGCUCAUCUUCUUCCUGUUUAUUGGGGUCAUCAUCUUCUCCAGCGCCGUCUACUUUGCGGAAGCUGACCACCACACCACGGAUUUUGUCAGCAUACCGCAUGGCUUUUGGUGGGCAGUUGUCACCAUGACCACCGUGGGCUACGGUGACAUGUACCCUGCGACUGUUUGGGGUAAAAUGGUUGGCUCCAUGUGCGCCAUUGCUGGUGUUCUGACCAUCUCUCUGCCUGUGCCCGUCAUUGUGUCCAACUUCAGCUACUUCUACCACCGAGAGACUGAAUGUGAAAAUCAAGCUGAGUACAAUCAUGUGCAGACAUCCCUGUGGGAGGAUGAGGAGCCUGAAGGAGAGGAAACUGAGGAUGGGGAUAGGUAUCAAGAUCCAGAAUCUUAUCCCACUGAAGGAAUCUGCAACCCUCUCAACGGGACUUUACUUGGCGGACUAUGUACUGGCCAGAUGGCAGAGUACACAGGAGGUAACAUGUAUCUGAGAGAACCACUAGUUACACAAGUUUAGAGAGAGACGGGAUUCAAAGACACAAAAAGUGUAAGUAAAUAAGCUAAUUCUUGCAACAAAAGUGAAAAAAUUGGAGGAACUCCAAAGGGACGCUUUUAAAUUCUCACCUUGAGUAAGACAAUCAAGGUUAUACCUCCUGAAAAUGUUGUAUUGGUUCUACUUCCUCGCUUAAUCGUCCUUUUCAGCAACACAAGUCAGCUAAAUAUAACAGCAGAUAAGCCUUUUUCACAGAACAGCUCAAACUACCAACAGCUUUCUAUUCUCAGGGUAACGGUAUAAAAAUAACUCCUGCUAACAUGUAGCAAUGCUUCCAGCUUGGGAUGAAAAUGACUUUCAGAAAGUAUGUGCCUUGAAACUAUGACGUCUUAGUUAUUUUUGCCUUAAAGGUUGAAGUGCAAGCGAGACAGAUGAUUGCUACGUCACAACAGAGCUCAGCCAAACGGCAGUAAAGCUGCCUCCGUAGAAAGACUGGGAUCUGUCCUGAUCCGACUUCACAUUCUCAACACUCUUGUGAAAAGUCUACAAAGGCUCCAUUUGUCUGUUUGUUUUAAUUACAUGCUCUCUUUGUUAUGUUAUGGCAGUAAUACUCUUAAUUUAUGCUUUAUUGCUCAGUGCUUUUGUCAAGGAUACUAUUUUACUAAUUUUCAUGAAAGCUACUUUAAUCUGUAGGCAGUAAAAAUACAUGUUUAGAAAUUAAAUGGGUUAACAAAUAUAAUAUCCACCAAGUGAUAAUUGUAUUUUUUUAUUUUAUGAUAAAAUAAAAAUGAAAAAAAUAUCUUUAGGCUGCCAUAUCAGACCUUGUGUUUCAUGUUUGACUUGCUGAGAGAAGUCUUGAUAACUGCCAAAUAGUUGUCAUCCGAUAAUGGUCUAGUAAUGUUCCUCUGUCUCAAUAAAACUC